Messenger RNA from Siniperca chuatsi (mandarin fish), 993 nucleotides. RefSeq lists its product as uncharacterized. The record is from RefSeq and is a predicted model, not a curated record. Lineage: Eukaryota; Metazoa; Chordata; Actinopteri; Centrarchiformes; Sinipercidae. Bases 297 to 884 code for a protein of 195 amino acids. The transcript is spliced from 6 exons.
UGUUGGUCCAGGAACAUGUCCUACUUGGAUAAAUUACGUUGUGCAAAUGUGACUGUCUGUUCCAGUUAAACCAACACGACUCCUGAUGCUUGCAGCCAGUAGAGCUACUUUGCUGCCUUUUCUCAAGAUUAGGGAGAACAAUUUCAAUUCAAAUCAGUAUGUUUUAUUGGCAUGAAUGCCAGGUGAAAGUUUAUAUUUGGGUCAUUAAGGUAGUGUAAUGCGCAGGAUUUUUAAACCCUUUAAUCUGAUGCACCUAUCACACAUUCAGUCCACUAUUAAUUUCUCCAGCUCUAAACAUGCUGCUGCUGCUGCUCCUACUGCUGCUGUCAUCAGGUGAUGGCCAGACUCAGCGGGCGUCUGGCCAGAAGAAGAACGGCUUGUGUGUGUGUGCGGUGGACUCUAACCUGUGGUCGUUCCUUGUUUUGAAGUAUGAGGCCGUGCUGCAGCAGGUUCUGUCCUGUGAAGGAUCUUUGAACAACCUGCAGGAACAGUUGAAGUUGUCCAGCCAGCGUCUCCCUCAGAUCCAGGCUCUGGUUAAGAACGUGACGGCCCGGCUGGAGCCUCACCAGUACCUGCACGACCAGGGCCUGUACACGGCCUUGUCUCUGCGCCUGCUGGGCCAGGAGCUCAGCCAGCUGGAGACAAACAUUGGUGCCAUUCACAGCCAGCUAAACAACACCCAAACACAAAAACUCUCCAAAGAGGUGGUUAAAUUGCGUACAGAUGUAGACAGGAUGCAAAUGUCAGACACAAUUAACAUGAAGACAGUCAAAGAGAAACUGCGCUACCUGAAGAACACUGCUGAGUCUUGCAAGUCAAUCCCCAAAGACUUCAGAGGCCGGGACAGGUACUGCCUCAAGGGCCUGAUCACUAACCAAGGCUGAGACAUUAGAGCGAAGGACUUAUCAGAAGUGGCACCAAUGCUAGCUAGCUAUCUAUCUAUCUAUCUACAAUGAAUAGCAAGCUGACUACACUUCAGUUAUGUAUAUGAUG